Molecule: messenger RNA, 729 nt
Organism: Cutaneotrichosporon oleaginosum
Lineage: Eukaryota; Fungi; Basidiomycota; Tremellomycetes; Trichosporonales; Trichosporonaceae
Biological process (GO): protein depalmitoylation
Cellular component (GO): cytoplasm
Molecular function (GO): carboxylic ester hydrolase activity; palmitoyl-(protein) hydrolase activity
Source: RefSeq, a predicted model, not a curated record
AUGGCCGCGCCGCUCAAGCACCUCCGCAUGGCGUCCAAGGACGCCCACACCGCCACCGUCAUCUUCCUCCACGGUCUCGGUGACACCGGCCACGGCUGGCUCCCCGUCGCAAAGAUGCUCUGGGGCCAGCUGCCCCACGUCAAGUGGAUCCUCCCGCACGCCCCCACGAUCCCCAUCACCGUCAACAACGGCUACCGCAUGCCCGGCUGGUUCGACGUGAUCACGUUCGACCGCUCGGUCUCCCCGCGCCCCGAGGACGAAGCCGGCAUCCUCGCGACCGUGGAAGCCGUCGACGCGCUGAUCCAAGCCGAAGUCGACGCCGGCAUCCCCGAGAACCGCAUCGUCCUCGGCGGCUUCAGCCAGGGCGGCGCAAUCGCCGUCCUCUCCCAGCUCCUCGGGAAGCGCAAGCUCGCGGGAUACGUCUCGCUCUCGACGUGGGUCCCGCUCGCACACAAGGUCGAGGGCAUGGCGCGCAAAGACGCAAAGGACUACCCCCUGUUCUGGGGGCAUGGGCGCGACGACGAGAUCGUGCAGUACGACUACGGACGCCAGUCCAUCGACCUCCUCAAGCGCCUCGGCUUCCCCGAGGUGCCGGAGGGCAAGGCGUUUGCGCGCCCCGGUCUCGUGUUCAAGAGCUACCCCGGCAUGGGGCACAGCGCGUGCAACGAGGAGAUUGCCGACCUCGCCGCAUGGCUCACCGAGUGCCUCAAAUCCGAGGGCGCAAACUAG